Molecule: messenger RNA, 2835 nt
Organism: Glycine soja
Lineage: Eukaryota; Viridiplantae; Streptophyta; Magnoliopsida; Fabales; Fabaceae
Product: G-type lectin S-receptor-like serine/threonine-protein kinase At4g27290
Exons: 7
Coding region: 103-2535 (810 amino acids)
Biological process (GO): recognition of pollen; protein phosphorylation
Molecular function (GO): protein serine/threonine kinase activity; ATP binding
Source: RefSeq, a predicted model, not a curated record
AAGUCUUAGCUUACACGAUUUGCAUUUAUAAGAGAAGUAAAGGUUUACCACUCCAAUCAUACAUUGUGACUCGUCUUUAUUCAUUCUCAAGCAUAGUACUCAAUGAAGUUUAUUCUUACUCUGACGAGUUUCAUACUUUAUAUACUGUUUGUCUCUUCUCUUGUAGUUUCCAUAGCAGCAGACACAUCAUCCAUUUCACAAUCCCAAUCCCUCAGUUUUGGAAGAACCAUAGUUUCUCCAAAUGGAGUCUUUGAACUUGGAUUCUUCAAUCUUGGAAAUCCAAACAAAAGCUACCUCGGGAUUUGGUUCAAGAAUAUUCCGUCUCAAAACAUUGUUUGGGUUGCAAACGGUGGCAACCCAAUUAAUGAUUCCUUUGCCAUCUUGAGCCUAAACAGUUCUGGCCAUUUGGUCCUUACACACAACAACACUGUUGUUUGGUCCACAAGUUCUCUAAGAGAAACACAGAAUCCAGUGGCAAAGCUCUUGGAUUCUGGGAAUCUUGUGAUAAGGGAUGAAAAUGAAGUGAAUCAAGAGGCAUAUCUGUGGCAAAGUUUUGAUUAUCCUUCUAAUACAGGGUUAUCAGGAAUGAAGAUUGGAUGGUACCUCAAAAGAAAUCUCAGUAUUCACCUUACAGCUUGGAAGAGUGAUGAUGAUCCAACCCCGGGAGACUUCACUUGGGGUAUUGUUCUGCACCCUUAUCCUGAAAUCUAUUUGAUGAAGGGAACCAAAAAGUACUACAGAGUCGGACCAUGGAAUGGUUUGAGUUUCGGUAAUGGCAGUCCAGAACUUAACAAUUCAAUUUACUAUCACGAGUUUGUCUCUGACGAGGAAGAAGUUUCUUACACGUGGAACCUGAAGAAUGCAAGCUUUUUAUCCAAAGUGGUAGUUAACCAAACCACAGAAGAACGUCCUCGUUAUGUAUGGUCAGAGACAGAGUCAUGGAUGCUUUAUUCAACUAGGCCUGAAGACUAUUGUGACCAUUAUGGGGUUUGUGGAGCCAAUGCAUAUUGCAGCACUACUGCAUCACCAAUCUGUGAGUGUUUAAAAGGGUACACGCCUAAGUCUCCUGAAAAAUGGAAAUCAAUGGACAGGACCCAAGGAUGUGUCCUCAAACAUCCAUUGAGUUGCAAGUAUGAUGGUUUUGCCCAGGUUGAUGACUUGAAAGUGCCUGAUACUAAAAGAACACAUGUGGAUCAGACUCUUGAUAUAGAGCAAUGCAGAACCAAGUGCUUGAAUGAUUGUUCCUGUAUGGCAUAUACCAAUUCUAAUAUAAGUGGAGCUGGAAGUGGCUGUGUCAUGUGGUUUGGUGAUUUAUUAGACAUCAAAUUGUAUUCUGUUGCAGAAAGUGGGCGGCGUCUACAUAUAAGGUUGCCUCCUUCUGAAUUAGAAUCUAUCAAGAGCAAGAAGAGCUCCAAAAUAAUUAUUGGAACCUCCGUUGCUGCACCUUUAGGAGUUGUACUUGCUAUUUGUUUCAUCUACAGAAGGAACAUUGCCGAUAAGUCAAAGACAAAAAAGAGCAUUGACAGACAACUACAAGACGUGGAUGUGCCAUUGUUUGAUAUGCUAACAAUCACUGCUGCCACUGACAAUUUUUUAUUGAACAAUAAAAUUGGAGAAGGUGGCUUUGGACCUGUUUAUAAGGGAAAAUUAGUGGGUGGGCAAGAAAUUGCUGUGAAGAGGCUUUCAAGUUUGUCUGGACAAGGAAUAACCGAAUUCAUAACAGAAGUAAAACUGAUUGCAAAGCUUCAACACAGAAAUCUUGUAAAGCUCCUUGGCUGUUGCAUAAAAGGACAAGAAAAAUUACUAGUAUAUGAAUACGUGGUUAAUGGCAGCCUAAACUCCUUCAUAUUUGAUCAAAUAAAAAGUAAAUUAUUGGAUUGGCCACGACGCUUCAACAUAAUACUUGGAAUUGCAAGGGGGCUAUUGUAUCUUCAUCAAGAUUCUCGAUUAAGGAUUAUUCAUAGAGAUCUCAAAGCAAGUAAUGUUCUACUAGAUGAAAAGUUAAAUCCAAAAAUAUCAGAUUUUGGAAUGGCAAGAGCUUUUGGAGGAGACCAAACUGAAGGAAACACAAAUAGAGUAGUUGGGACUUAUGGAUACAUGGCCCCGGAGUAUGCAUUUGAUGGGAAUUUUUCAAUCAAGUCUGAUGUUUUCAGCUUUGGUAUAUUGUUGUUGGAGAUUGUAUGUGGAAUAAAAAAUAAAUCUCUUUGUCACGAAAACCUAACUCUUAACCUUGUUGGUUACGCAUGGGCACUUUGGAAAGAGCAAAAUGCUUUACAGCUGAUUGACUCAGGCAUAAAGGACUCAUGUGUUAUCCCAGAAGUACUGCGAUGCAUCCAUGUUAGUCUCUUGUGUGUGCAACAAUACCCGGAGGAUAGGCCAACCAUGACUUCAGUAAUUCAAAUGUUAGGGAGUGAAAUGGAUAUGGUUGAGCCAAAAGAGCCUGGUUUCUUUCCAAGGAGGAUUUUGAAAGAAGGAAAUCUAAAGGAAAUGACUUCAAAUGAUGAAUUAACCAUUAGCUUAUUUAGUGGUCGGUGAAAAUGUAGAAAAUAUCUUUAAUGGCAUUAUUAGGAUAUAUAUAUAUAUAUAUAUAUAUAUAUAUUUCGUUGAGGGUGAAAAACGAGUUUUGCCUAAUGGGAUGUUCUGUUUAACCCACUCUUUUUGGCAAGGAGGAUCGGGAUUUUCAACCCACCGACCUAUUUUGGCUAACCAAAAAACGAGCUCAUGAUAGGUUGAGGCAAGCCAAAAAUUUUUUAUUUUUUAAAUUAUAUUAAAAAAAAUAGUGUUCUGUUUUAUAUUUUUUGUAUUAUUUUGAUAUGGAAGUAGUGUUUUAUUUAA